Messenger RNA from Chaetomium strumarium, 1613 nucleotides. RefSeq lists its product as uncharacterized. The transcript is spliced from 5 exons. The record is from RefSeq and is a predicted model, not a curated record. The coding region runs from base 1 to 1215 and encodes 404 amino acids. NCBI's taxonomy places the organism in Eukaryota, Fungi, Ascomycota, Sordariomycetes, Sordariales, Chaetomiaceae.
AUGUCCAAUUCAGCCGGCGUUCUCUCCCUGCCGCGCCCGCCACCCGCAUCAUCGUCGACCCAAAGCACCACGACUGGGUCCCGCGUGUUGUCGCCCUCCCGACGGUCUAAGAGCCCUGUCAAGAAGGUCGCCGACUUGCGCUAUUUUACAGAGCCGGUCACGUACUGUGGCUUGGAUGACCCAGGCAUUCAGCUGCCCGCCGAGAUCCAGGACCUCUCGAAUCAGAUCGCAGUGGUGGCAUUUGGCGAGGGCAGUCUUCCCACCAGCAUUAAAGCGCGUCUCUUGGUGCAGGACACGGUUCACGCGUCGAGCCCGCGCGAGAGAAUCCCUGAUUUCUUCUUCGGUGACUACAACGGGAACGGGACCGACUCCGCAACCCGCGACGAUGCCAUACGUAAAGACCUCGAUAUGCACGCCCAGCUCAUGAAGGUCAUCGCUGCAACGAGACAAAGCGUAAGAUGGACAAGAAGUGAAGCGGCCUGGAACCUCUAUGUGCAUUCUCUGAUGUUGGAAUUGGCACUGGCGACUGUGGACAAUGUCAGAUCCGAGCUUAUAACAACAGCACAGAUCCUAUCCGACUUCCUACCUCUUACUGUCGCUCCUGGGACCCGACCGAGCGAAUACGGCCCAGCAACAACCUCGGCUACCACCAUAGUCACGUCCCAGGAGAAGAUGGUUGACUUUGCAUUCGUGCUCGACUGUGGACAGGGGUCGCCGCUCCACUCCCCGUUCGGCCAAAAGUCGAUUAACCACUCGGAUUACGGCCCGUUAUACGAACUGCCCGCGCCUAUCGCGGUAGAAGCUAAGACUGCUACCGGGUCAGAGGAAGAGGAAAAGGUGCAGCUAGGCGUGUGGACGGCGGCAUGGUUCCGAAGGAUGAAGAUGCUUGUAGGCUCCUCCAAGCUUCGCAAAUCGUCUGCUACAGGAGGCAGCGAGACAGACCAGACUGCCGGCAAUCUCGACAGCGCCCUCAGUACCGCCGUGAUCUCAGUCCCCUUACUCCUGGUCGUCGGCGAGCGAUGGAUGUUGUUUUAUGCCUGUGAAAAGGACAAUCGAAUCAUAAUCUACGGCUCCGACGCCAUCGGGGACACCAGCACCGUUCUGGGUGUUUACAAACUUCUACGGGCUCUCCAGUGUAUCGGCCGAUGGAUCACAGCGCAUUUCCUCCCCUGGUUCGCCGCUAGUGUUGAGGGUUUAGGCUUAGGUGGGCUGUAACCAGAAGAGGUUGCCUCGUUGCUGCGGUAAACUGGCUCCCUCUUGCCAGAAAAACGCGUACACACACAUCGAUACUCACAUCUUAAAGAUGUAAAACGAGAUUUAAUUAGCUAACUAGGUAGUUCCACUUUACUAUCUUCGUCUUCUUCUUUCCUCUUUCCUUCAAUUUCUUUUCUUUAUUUUUUUUAUAUAGUAAUAAUCGUAUUUGCUUAACUCCAUUUACCAGGGUGAGGGGCUUGGUGUACGGCCUUUUUUCGACGAUGAGGUGACUGGGUUGUAUUCUGGAAUCAGUACCUCCAGGAUUGAGAGACAUAAUUGUAUUAAAUUCGAGGGCAUGAUAAAGAAAGUACCGAUAUCUACAGCAGCUUUCCUGGCCGGACACGCUGGAUAGACAAAUC